Molecule: messenger RNA, 3657 nt
Organism: Leptosia nina
Lineage: Eukaryota; Metazoa; Arthropoda; Insecta; Lepidoptera; Pieridae
Source: the annotation of a GenBank genome assembly
AUGGCGGAUCGGGAACGGCCUGCCAAAACCCCCAUUAGGGUGGGCUUUUAUGACAUAGAAAGAACCAUCGGGAAGGGAAACUUUGCCGUCGUUAAAUUAGCCCGACAUCGAAUAACGAAGACUGAGGUAGCAAUUAAGAUAAUAGAUAAAUCACAAUUAGACGCCAGUAAUCUUCAAAAGGUCUACAGGGAAGUGGACAUCAUGAAGAGGCUGGAUCAUCCUCAUAUUAUUAAGCUUUACCAGGUCAUGGAAACGAAGAACAUGAUCUACAUUGUCUCAGAAUACGCGAGCAAGGGAGAAAUUUUCGAUUACAUCGCGAGGUACGGCCGGAUGGCGGAGCAGGCGGCGAGGCGAAAGUUCUGGCAGAUAUUAUCCGCUGUCGAGUACUGUCACGAGAGGCGGAUAGUGCACAGAGAUCUCAAGGCGGAGAAUUUGUUGUUGGACGCCAAUAUGAAUAUAAAGAUCGCGGACUUCGGGUUCAGUAACUAUUACGCCCAGGGAGAGCUCUUGGCGACCUGGUGUGGCUCUCCGCCCUACGCGGCGCCCGAAGUCUUCGAAGGGAAGAGAUAUACGGGACCUGAAAUUGAUAUAUGGAGUCUCGGCGUGGUGCUAUACGUGCUCGUGUGUGGUGCACUGCCUUUCGACGGCUCCACUUUGCAAUCCCUUCGAGAUAGAGUGCUGUCAGGAAGAUUUAGGAUACCUUAUUUCAUGAGUGAAGAUUGCGAGUCACUCAUCCGAAAAAUGCUAGUCCUCGAACCGAUGAAGAGGUACACCAUAGACCAAAUAAAGAAACACCGGUGGAUGGCGACGGAGCCCUACGUAGCGCCCACCAUCACAGCGGACCCGAUGCGAAGCCCAGCUCACGUAUCACACAGCCAUGAGCCAAAUGAACAAGUGCUACGGCUCAUGCAAAGCUUGGGCAUAGAUCCUGUUAAAACCAAAGAGAGUCUUCGGUCGAACAGUUACGACCACCACGCAGCGAUCUAUCUGCUGCUGCUGGAACGUCUGCGGGCGCGGGCUGCCAGCGGUCUGUGUGAGGCCCGACGGCCCACGCGCAGACCCUCGUCCGUCGCAGACCAGGCGUUGGCCAGGGAGUUGCAUGACGCUAGGCGAGAACAUCAUAACAGGUUACUACACAGCGGCGACCAGUCGAGGGAAUAUAAUAGAGUGACAACAAAUGUGAGUGGACCUACAGCUGAUCCAUCCACCGCGGAGACGCAACGGCUUCUCUCCCUCGCAGGUGUGAAUAUGACUGAACAGAGGCUGCUCCAGAGGAAUUCCGAUCCCUCAGAUUCUCAUCGGAGCUUUCUUGUCGCCAACGAUAGAAAUGAAACUGACAGCACAAGACUUCUCUCCAUGAGAAACGUCGACGUGGCGCAGUCGAACCAACGGCUUGGAACUAAGCUUCUAGAAACACCUACCCACAAACUCCUUGCCUCCACCUAUGAACAGCAGCAGAACAUUCUGAAACAAUCCAGUGAAGACUGCAGGCGGCUGCUCCAACAAUCCACCACUGUGGGCCCGGAGCCAAAAACAGCAGACGGCAGAUUAUUAACAUCGUCCAGUUUUGAUUCAAAAUGUGCUAUAGACGGUGGUAGAACUUCCUCCGUAGCCGACAAUAGUGCCAUCGCGACUUUUCUACAGAACUCUGCGUCUGCAACUAAUUUUAAUUUGGACUCCAUGAAAAUGCCUAACUCCACUACGUUUACCAUGUGCUCUGAAGCAGCUAAACUUAUGAAUACGUUGCAGCAAUCACCACUGCCACUUAAAGGCACGGUCAAUUUAAGUACUAGUCCGAUACCGACUCAGUUUACUGAAACUAAGCUGAGUAGUGUUUUAGAACAGCCAAAGCCUCUAGAAUCGAGCAGGCUAGUUGCAGCCCAACAGCAAGAUAUCAAUAGAAUACAAACUAGUACGCCCCCAUUUAAAGACUACGUAAAUCAUAUACCCACAUAUUCGUAUUUACAGAGUACAAUACUGCCCCAAGUGUCUACUGAGACUAACCUCAAUAUGUCCACUGCUGCAGGGGAAUUAUACCAGAAUACUCUAUAUAGGCCAGAUAGCAAAUUCUCACUAAAUAGAUAUACGACUGGGCAGACGUAUAACCAGACGUUACCGGGCACCUCAAACGAGGCGACAAAAUUUCAACAGCAGUACUCCUCGUCAACAGACGAAGGUUGCGAAACGGAUAUGGAGGACGUGAACGCAACGGGUGGAGUCCAAAACAGAUUAAGCUCAUACGCUAGUUCCAGUUCAAGUAGCGGCGUGGUCACGUUUUUUAAUAAUAAGAGCCUUAGUCAAAACUUGAGCUGCGAUUCUUCUCAAAGCAACUUCUCGGCGUUCGAGAGUAUCGACUACCAAUUAUCAGAUUGUUCCAGUGAACUAGCUAGCAGUUUACCGAGUUGUACUUCUAACGACGACCGCCUAUCUUAUGAAAACAGUUCCCUCGUUAAUACUAGUCCGAUGCAUCCGUGCGUGUAUAUAUCGUCGUACAAUAAUAAAACACCCGGCACCGGUUUUAUAGCGCGACAUAAUCCUCUUAACUACCAAUCCGCUAAUAAAAGUUGCCCUCGAGCCGUCACACGGAGCCCGGUGGAUUUUAGAGAAGGUCGUCGUGCCAGCGACGGUUUAGUCGCGCAACAAGCCGCGCAGGCCGACGACGCACAGAAAAAUAGCAUAGCGUUCAAUAGCCAGAAACUUAACGAGAAUUGCAAAGCGAAGGGCGUAUUAGAACUCCAUUUGGUCCAAAAAGAGGCUCAGAAAUUGAAAACGCAAUACCAAUCGACUCUGCCAGCGGAGGAAAUGACGCAGCGGCAAAUUCAACAUAAUCAGUUUGCAGCGUCGUUCACCCCGCAUUACUUGGAUACCAAGAACCCAACGCCGAAGCGGAUCAGUUUGCCUGAAUCUUUCAAUUAUUCGAGUACUUCACCUCCGAUGCCAGCUAGUCCAAAAAUGGUUUCGCAAAUGCAAGACACUUCUGAGUUAUCGCACGGUUCCGUGUCGCAAGGGAGCAAACCUCCACUACAACAGCAGCUAAUGCAACACAGACUAUACCAACAAAAACGGCAAUUAUUACAGAAGCAGAUGACCCCACCAAAUCUUCCUGUGCACGAAAUGACAGCGUUGCACAACAUCCAAGUUGGCUUAAGCAGGCGACAAAUGCUGCGGCAACAGAGCUACAAAAUCGCGCAACAACAGCAAGUGCUACCUCCCUUACCUCUUUCAGAAUCGGAGAGUAGAGAUCUGAUGGCGUUUCAAGCGAUAGUCGAGGACCCUAACAGGAUAAAACACAAAGUCGACGAGCAUGACCCAGAAGAGUUAGCCAAAUACACCUACCAGGGUUCGAUGGAGAUAAAUAUAGUAAAUAAGGAUAGACUAGGUAAUGAGAAUUGGUCGAACUUGCCGUCCAGCUUGCAGAGCGCGUGUCAAAUAUCGGAGUUGGGGAGGCGGGAGGUGAAAGACCCUCAAGUGGAGGGGGAAAGCAGUCACUCGUUGGAUGCGCCGAUAUGGCCGGGCCAGUGGAAUUCGUCUCUGUUCCCGCCACAAACCUGCUUUCAGCCUAGCUGGCAAGGCCACAGCUUGCCGCCUUCAACGAAUAUGCUGCCACUUAGCGAAAGUCCAAUUUUGGAGUUAACAGAACAAAUGGAAUCAAUUUAA